UCGGCGGCACGAGCAGGCCAAAUUCGACGCCGCCGCCGCCGAAAUGUUGCUGUCGCCGAUCGCUCGCUCCUUGCUUGCGCUUGCUGUGCUGCUUGCUGCUGCCGACGCACAGACCAACUGUAAAACUGUGCUAUUUGGCGUCGCAACUAAUAUUCCAAUAAACUUCACGCCAGCAGAAUAUCAGGCUGGCGGCGCACGACUCUAUAUGGACAAUGAAUGUCAAAAACAGCAACGAAGAAUGUUAGCGGGCGAGCUGGUUACGGCGUGCGAUUAUAGCCAGUACGGCGUCGCGCCGGACAUCAGUGAAGUGUACCCUCCCCAGUUCUCGCCCGUCGACGUGAGGUGCCCCGACGGCUGCCCCGGCGGUGGUGUUACGAAAAUUGUGCAAUAUUGUUAUUGAUCAGUUAAUCUUUGAUUAAACAUCAGUAACAAAAUGUCUCUUUUUUAUAUUUUUAACCAUACAGAAUUUCUACUGUUUUAAUUCCCUCCCCUUUGCUUUAUUUUGACAAGAUUCUGUUGGAAAAUGCAAAGUUAUUUUUUUUUUAUUAACUGUUUUUGUUUUAAUUUUUUCUUGGCAAAGACUGUUUGUUAGUUAUUGAGACAUGACACUCUUAAAAAAUUUAUGUUUUGGCUAUAUUUAUAAACAUAUUAUAUAUUUGCGUAGGCAAAACCAUUUGAAAUAAAUGUUUUUUUUAUUAAUGAAGUAAAAUUGGCUAUAUUUUAA
Molecule: messenger RNA, 724 nt
Organism: Cydia pomonella (codling moth)
Lineage: Eukaryota; Metazoa; Arthropoda; Insecta; Lepidoptera; Tortricidae
Exons: 3
Coding region: 44-400 (118 amino acids)
Source: RefSeq, a predicted model, not a curated record